GGCGCACACUGUCCAUGGCUGCCCGGGGUAACUCGCUGGACAGGCUUGCAGCAUCAUUCGAACACGUAGUGGCCAAUUGACACCCAACUUCAUUACUUCAUUAGUAACUUCAGGUGUAAAUCAGUAGCGGUGUGAAUUAAGCUGAGCUGGGUUGCAGGACACCAGUGUUGCCAGCAAUGGUUCCAUUGGGUUUCCCUGGUUUCCAGGUUCCAGAUGUCGGCCCGUCACAAUGGGCCGUUGUCCGGAGGUUGCGGGCCGCUCGGCCGAGGCUUCCGCCAGCGCACAGCACGGCCCAACAUGGCUUACGGCUGAGACUCCCUGUAAGAUGCACCUCUACCCCCGACUCUGGAUCCUCACAUUCCUCCUGCAAGCUGCUUCAGCUUUAGAAAUCGAAGACAUCCAGAUGCCAAAAACUAGGUUUGAUGCCAAUGAAGGUGACAGGCUCCUUGUCCCAUGCUCCUUCAAAGCAGAUGAAACUGUCCAGUCCAGCGACCUGCGACUCGAGUGGGGUGUCAUCAUGGAGCCCAGCGGUUCCUACCGACCCAUCUACCGCGUGGUGGGGUCCGUGCUGGAGCCCAUCACCGAGCCGAACCCGUACGAAGGCCGCGCUCAGAUGUUCAUCUCGCUUAUUCCCAAGGGGAACUGCUCGCUGGUGCUGCAGCCCGUCCUGGCCAGAGACGCCGGGCAGUACGAGCUGAGGUUGUACUCCCAGGGCGAGAUGACGGUGAACGGACAAAAAGUCGUGGUCGUUGUCCACAGUGGGAAAGCAUCAGGUUCUCUGAAGGAAAUGAAGACGGGAACAGCCUCUGUGAAGGACAGAACGUUGGAAGGGGUGAAUCGGGAUACCUGCAGAGAAUUUUCCAACUUCGACAAGCACUUGGUGACUUUAACGAAAGGCAUAAACUCGGUGUCUACACGGACAGGCGUGUCGACGCUGGGUCUGGAGAUUGUCGCUGGAGUCGUGACCGGAAUCCUCCUGGUGGGCACCGUGGCUGGUAUCCUGUUCUGUUGCUAUUUAUACAAGGGGCUGAAAGCUCUCAGGAAAGGAAAGUCAAGGCGCCAGAAGUGCAGGAAGUACUGUCGGAAAUCGAAGCACCGCCAUCCAUGCACGGAGGAUCCGGUCACCAGGGAAGAGGAGGUGUUUCAAGUGGAAACCCCGGAACCGACAAUGUCAAGCUUGCCGGAGCAAGGCGAACAUCAGAGAGCAUCAGACACCAAUUCAACGUUGUAUGGAUUCGACAUGUUGCAAAGCAACUAGCGUCAGGCCUCCUGCCUGUAGGUGGCGCUGAGCCAGUCUGCCGUCAUUGGUCAUUUUCUGCAAUGCUGUUGGUCUCCAGCAGAUGGCGCUGCACUCCACACUUCUGUCUUUACCUCUUACCUUUCCCAUAGCCGAUCAGAAACUUCACCAAACUACUGUUUGGACUGUACACAGUUUUUAGAAAAUUAAGUAAAAAGAGAUGAUUACAAUAAACUAUUUAUUUAAAGUAUGCUGUCUCACAGUCGGGUUUCUGUUGGAGAUUCAGACAGAAAAUGCUGGGGGAUCU
This is a messenger RNA of Mobula hypostoma (lesser devil ray), 1544 nucleotides long. RefSeq lists its product as uncharacterized. The record is from RefSeq and is a predicted model, not a curated record. The transcript has 4 exons. Gene Ontology annotation, cellular component: external side of plasma membrane. NCBI's taxonomy places the organism in Eukaryota, Metazoa, Chordata, Chondrichthyes, Myliobatiformes, Myliobatidae. Bases 230 to 1258 code for a protein of 342 amino acids. Gene Ontology annotation, biological process: cellular response to lipopolysaccharide; negative regulation of T cell proliferation; T cell costimulation.